This is a messenger RNA of Xenopus tropicalis (tropical clawed frog), 2549 nucleotides long. RefSeq names its product kelch repeat and BTB (POZ) domain containing 3 (gene kbtbd3). The record is from RefSeq and is a predicted model, not a curated record. The transcript is spliced from 3 exons. Bases 238 to 2061 code for a protein of 607 amino acids. Lineage: Eukaryota; Metazoa; Chordata; Amphibia; Anura; Pipidae.
UAGCUCAAGGCUUCAGCAGCUGCUGAACUGCAUGUUCCCAUUGGCUCCUGAAUGGAUGCUCUCUCUGUUACAAUGUCAGCUAUUUGCUUUUCCCUGGUAAAAUUUUCCAGGUGUAGCAGUGUUCAGCCAAGCCAUCCUUAUCCCUGCAUCUGCCGAGGGGGAAGUGCGGGCUGCCUGCUGGGAGUAGUGUGAGCAGAGAACAUUUUAUCUGCAGAAGAUCAUUGCAGGUAAAACACUAUGGAUUUCCCACGAGAUUCAUUUGGUAGGGGAGUGUGCAACGGAUUUCCUUAUGUUCAAAAGAAAAUUUCUAUUGUGUCAGAAUGUCACGGACAGCAGAUUUUAAGUAUUCUACAGAACUUCAGAGACCAGAAGGCAUUCUUUGAUUUUAAUAUAAUAGUGAAGGACCAGCUUAUGCCUUGCCAUCGGUGUGUGCUGGCAGCGAGCAGCGACUUCUUCAGAGCUAUGUUUGAAGUAAAUAUGAAAGAACGAGAUGGAGGCAGUGUGACAAUCAGCAACCUAUCAUCAAAUGCGGUGGCUGCUUUUCUCGAUUAUGCCUACACAGGCAAAGCAGAGAUCACAGAUGAGAACGUGGAUAUGCUCUUCCAGAUGUCAUCCUUUCUUCAGGUGCCACUACUUUCCAAAGCAUGCAGUGAUUUUCUAAUAAAGAUCAUUGAUACAAAUAACUGUUUGCAACUGUUGUCGAUAUCAGAGAGCUAUGGGUCAACACGGCUUUUCGAUCAUGCCUUAGAGUUUUCUCUGCAGCAUUUUUCCUUGUUGACACAGUCAACAGAUUUUUUGGAACUGAAUAUUGGGGUUCUUGAAAAAUGUCUUGAAGAUGACUUGCUGAAUGUCCCGGAAGAGGAAUCCGCAUUGGUUGCUGUUAUUGCCUGGACCAAACACAGUUUGGAUAAAAGGGAAAGAUUUUUUCCCCGACUGUUAAGAACAAUAAGGUUGCAUCAGUUGUCCCAGUCUACACUUCAAAAUGUUCUAAUCUCAGAGGACCAGCUAUUAAAAAGCACAGAUUGCUUAUCAACUAUUAACUCUGCCAUAAAACGAGUUGAAGCUGCUGGGGGAUUAUUUCCGGAUGCCCGUCUUUCCACAACUGAGAAGUAUAUUUUUGUGCACAAAACUGCGGAAGAUGGGGGGACACAAUGCACUUUUUGCUACAACUUAAAAACGGAUAAAUGGUUGGAGCUUCCACACAUACAACUUACUGAUCUACCAGGCUCCAGUCUAUCAAGUUAUGGAGAAAAAAUAUUUAUAACUGGGGGGUGUAAAGGGCAUUGUUGUAGAGGAGUAAGACUUCAUAUCGCUGAGCCAUAUCAUGAUGCUACUGACCAAACUUGGUGCUAUUGUCCAGCAAGCAAUAAUUCCUCUUUAGUCCCAGCCAUGAAGAAGCCGAGGACAAUGCAUACAUCUGUCAUGGCCCUCAACCAAUUAUUUGUGAUUGGCGGAAAGACUAAAGGAGCACAUUACAUUAAAAGCCUUUUAGAUGUUGAGUCCUAUAAUCCUCUUGCUAAAGAAUGGAAAUCGGUAAGCCCCUUGCCAAGAGGAAUAUACUACCCCGAAGCAAGUGCAUGCAAAAAUGUCAUCUACGUACUGGGUUCCGAAGUAGAAAUUACCGACGCUUUUAAUCCUUCUCUUGAUUGUUUCUUUAAGUAUAAUGCGGAGACAAAUCAAUGGUGUGAGCUUGUAGCAGAGUUUGGGCAGUUUUUUCAUGCAACAUUAAUCAAAGCCGUACCGGUGAAUAAUACAUUAUACAUCUGUGAUCUUUCAACAUACAAAGUAUACAGCUUUUGUCCAGAAACUUGUGUUUGGAAAGGAGAAGGAUCUUUUGAAUGUGCUGGAUUUAAUGCAGGGGCUGUUGGGAUUGAGGAUAAAAUUUAUAUAUUAGGAGGUGAUUAUGCCCCCGAUGAAAUCACAGACGAGGUGCAAGUCUACCAUAGCAACAGAUCUGAGUGGGAGGAAGUCUCUCCAAUGCCACGGGCUUUAACAGAAUUUUACUGUGAAGUCAUUCAGUUCAAUAAGUGUAGGGAUCCCUGGGGAACAAGCCAUUUGUAAACAUAUCUAUUAUGGAUGAAAAAAAGAAUAACUUAUAUGUCAGCGGCAGUUUUUGUAAAUGACACUAUAUACUGAAAAACAUUUUUUAGUUCUACUUGCACUAUACACAAACAUAAAUUUGUUAAUAUGCAUGUUAUUAGUCAAGAAUAAUUGCAUUCUAUUUGUUAGAUAGAAAACCCAGUAGAUAAUAUGUUCUAAGACACGCUAAAUUAUUGAGAAUAUUACACUGUACAAAUAUGUCUGUUACAUAUAUGUUGUGUGUUAAGAACUAGAAAUGUAAAAUGAGAGUGCAUUAAAGGAGAAGGAAAGUCAUUUAGGCAUUUUACUGACAUUAGUGCCACCUAGAACACUAUAUUUAUUCUGCAGAAAGCAUUACCAUACCUGAGUAUAGAGCCCUAGAGGCUUUCUCUAUUUGCUCAAGAUUGCAGCUGCCAUUUUAGUUUGGUCUUCAUAGCUUCCUGCUGCAGCUCUAGCCAUUAUAGCUCAGA